AUGUAUGAUGAUAGAUGGAUCCCAUACGCUUAUUGGGGAUUGGUGCUGCUUCUGGGCACAAUCAGCCACGCUAUCGCAUUGCUCCCGGUGAAGCGCCCCAGCCAACCAGUACGAAAGAACAAUGCGGCAGCAAAGAUCAAGGGCUGGUUCCACCGUAACCUCAUGAUGGCCCCUACAUUCUCAUACCACCACCAUCAACCCUUGGGAUGGUUCACCGUUCCUCUCCGUUUGCAAUCCUUGGUCAUUGUUGGUUACAUCAUUACACAAAUCUUCAUGCUAGCUUUUCACUACCCUGUCUUUAGUGGCAAUCUUUACUACAAAACAAUUCCAGGACAGGUCUGCCGAAUUUUUGCUGAUCGGCUUGGUAUCUUCAUGGUGGCCGAACUGCCAUUCGUCUUUCUUUUCAGUGGAAGAGCCAACAUCCUCAUCUAUGCCACUGGAUGGAGCUACAGGACUUUUAGCAUCUUCCAUCGCUGGCUGGCCCUGACCCUGACUGUAGAGGGCAUCUGCCAUGGCAUUAUCUUUUCGGCCUACUAUGUCAAUGUUGCGCACCGAUCCCACUUUCCGCUAUGGACUUCUUGUAAGCUAUUACUUUACACCUUAUCCAUUUCGUGCGGUUACUUACAAAAACAACAGAUGGUUAUAGCAUUGGGUCUUGCCGCAGGUUUUGGUUUUGCCCCUCUGCGUAGCCGUAUAUAUGAGUUUUUCAAGGCUGCCCAUGCUUCCCUUGCCGCUGUCUUCCUUGCUGCACUGUUCUACCAUAUCAAGGACCAGUUCAGAGGCAUGUACGUGGUUUGGGUGUGGGCUUGUGUUGGCCUAUGGGCUGGCGACCAUUUCCUCCGUAUGUUGCGUGUCGUCGUUGUGAACUACAAGACGUUCCUCGGACAAGGCUCUCUUGCAUUGGCCAGCUACAGCGAAGAGACCGGUAUGAUCCGUCUCCAGGUCAAGCCUUCUAUCAACAGCACGCGCCAAACACCAGGAACUUACUACUUCGUAUACUUUCCCAGCUUGCACUUCUGGGAGUCUCAUCCCUUCACUCUGGCUGGAAGAUCUAAGCAAAUUGACGAUAUCCCGUCGUACGGUAGCAGUAGCGACCAGCCCAGCGACAAGGAGACAGGCACACAGUCUCCUCGCGUUACGGAACUGAGCACUGAAUCGGGUGACUCGCACAUGACCUUCAUGAUUCGUCCCCGAGAUGGAAUGACUCGGAGACUGCGAGACAGGUUGGUUAGCAAGAGCGAAUCCGGUCCGCUUCGCGUAAGAGUCUUCCUCGAAGGCCCUUACGGCACACCUGCUCGUCUCGAUCACUUUGACGAGGUUCUCUUCAUUGCUGGAGGCAGCGGCAUCACCACAGUGCUUCCUUACCUCCGCAUGUUCUUUGAAGACCAGAAAGAGUCACAAAUACCUCCUAAAGUUCGCUUGGUCUGGGUUGUGCGAGACGAGGGCUUCGUUCGAGAUGUACUUGCGAACGAUCUUCGCGUCACUGAAGGAUCCGCGCUGGCUGCGUCAAGGCUUAACAUGGAGUUUUACAUUACAUCAGACUCUCCCAGUGCCACACCCAAGACGGAGGAGGCUGGUAACAGCAUCGCCGAUCCUAGAUUCAAGAAAUCACGACCUGACAUCCACUCUUUGGUUGACAACUUUGUCAAUGAAUCUCAGGGCAAGACAGCCGUAUUUGUCUGCGGUCCGGCAGAAAUUGCCGACACGACACGACAGGCCGUGAUUAGGCAGACGAGGAAGGUUCACAUUGACGUUGAGCUCUUCGAGGAGAUGUUUGUUUGGUAA
Trichoderma virens Gv29-8 is the source of this 1785-nucleotide messenger RNA. RefSeq lists its product as uncharacterized. Gene Ontology annotation, molecular function: ferric-chelate reductase activity. The coding region runs from base 1 to 1785 and encodes 594 amino acids. The transcript has 4 exons. Gene Ontology annotation, biological process: copper ion import; iron ion transport; intracellular iron ion homeostasis. Gene Ontology annotation, cellular component: plasma membrane. The record is from RefSeq and is a predicted model, not a curated record. NCBI's taxonomy places the organism in Eukaryota, Fungi, Ascomycota, Sordariomycetes, Hypocreales, Hypocreaceae.